Molecule: messenger RNA, 1288 nt
Organism: Salvia splendens (bonfire salvia)
Lineage: Eukaryota; Viridiplantae; Streptophyta; Magnoliopsida; Lamiales; Lamiaceae
Product: protein GET4
Exons: 13
Coding region: 166-1149 (327 amino acids)
Biological process (GO): protein insertion into ER membrane
Cellular component (GO): cytosol
Molecular function (GO): protein binding
Source: RefSeq, a predicted model, not a curated record
UUUGACAAAAGGUAGCUGAAUUUCAAUCCUUCGUUGUCCCGUCUUGUUACUCAAUCUGCGCCUUCUAUUCCUCCAAUUCGAAUCCCUAGCUCCAAAUUAGGGCUUACUUCGAAGUAAACAGAAUUGUUCCUUUACUUGUUUUUCUGGAAAAGUUCUUUGAAGAGCAUGUCACGCGAAAGGGCCAGGCGUGUCUCACUUGCACCAUCUGACGAGACAAUUGAGAAGAUUAAGAAAGUUGCAGAGGAAGGAAACUUCUAUGGCGCUCAGCAAAUGUAUAAGUCUUUUGGUUGUAGGUAUGCUUCAGCCUACAGGUACUUAGAAGCCUUGGAUAUUUUUCACUCAGGUGCUUGCUUACAAUUAGCUAAUGGACAGGUUACAUGCGGUGCUGAGCUUGCCGUCUGUUUUGUGGAACAUCUUGUUAAAGGAAACAUCCCUUAUGGAGAUGACACUCUUGAUCGUAUCAGGCAAAUUUACAAGAAGUUUCCACGAAUAUCCGUACCACAAAAUUUGGAUCUGGGAGAUGAUGUUGAUAUGCAGCAACUUGCUGAAACUCUAGGAGCUGCAAAAACACGUGCUGAGGGUUGUUCAACAUUCUUAAGAGCUGCUAUCAAGUGGUCUACAGAAUUUGGAGGGCCAAGGAACGGAUCUCCUGAAAUUCAUGACAUGCUAGCUGAUUACCUAUAUACUGAGUCUCCUGAGUUGGAUAUGUCCAGAGUGACGUAUCAUUUUGUUCGAGGGAGGAACCCGAAGAAGUUUGCUUCAACUCUAGUCAAUUUCAUGGGCAAGUGUUAUCCAGGUGAAGACGAUCUUGCUGUUGCACGUGCAGUUCUGAUGUACUUAGCUCAAGGUAAUCUCAGAGAUGCUAUCGUCCUUAUGGAUGAAAUUAAGAAACAAGAGCAAUCUCAAGGAGUAAAUAUACCUCAGUCCGACCUAAUGCAGUUCACCAGUUUUCUUCUAGAAACGUUGCAGAGAGAUGCUUUGCCUCUUUUCAAUAUGUUGCUUGACCGUUACAGGCAAAGUAUAAGCAGGGAACGUCUCUUUAAUGAAUUGCUUGAUGAAAUUGCGGAGAAGUUUUAUGGAGUACAACGUAGAAAUUCCAUGCCAGGAGGAAUGUUUGGGGAAAUUUUCAAGAUGAUGGCAGGAGAAUAGUAACUUAUGGUAGAAUUGGUGCAAGUCAAUAUUACUCUAAAGUUGAACUUUAAUACGAUAAUUUUUUCUCGUUAUUGUUAUGAGCUCGUUUAGUUUGAAAGAUUAUAUCUCAUGAUUGAAUAGGUAUCAUGUUGGUUCA